UAGUGUCAUUCUUUCUCAAGCGUCCAUCUCUAUUAAGACGUAAAUUCGCAUCUUUUAAAGAGAAAUUUAAAUUCGCACAUUUUAAUGUUUGUUGCUGAUCUUAAUUGAUGUGUUCAACAUUCAUCUAUAAAAGGAAUCUCAGUCAAGAUGGCAGACAAUGGGAUUGGAAUGAUUGGACGAAUUAAAACUGUCUAUUGCAAAGAUUUUGUAUCUUAUAACGAAAUAGCGUAUUGUCCCAAAAAGUAUUUAAAUGUAUUAACCGGCCCCAAUGGAACUGGCAAGUCGACAAUUGUUUCAGCCAUUAUCCUGGGAUUCGGCGGCGAGCCCCAAUUGCUAAACCGAUCCUCCAGCAUCUCCGACUACAUACAGAGUAACAAGACUCAGGCAACUAUUAUUAUUGAAAUCUAUGGACGUGGCGAGAAUGAAAUCGACACUUUUCGUCGUACCAUUAAUCAGACGGGUCCUUCUAAAUAUGCAAUCAAUGACAAGGAUGUCUCCAAGAAAGCGUUCCUGGCAUUCGUUUCCACCUAUAAUAUACAAGUUAGCAAUUUGUGUCAGUUUUUACCACAGGACCGAGUGCAGGACUUUUCAAAGAUGAAUCCCCAGGAGCUACUGGUUAACACCAUGUCCUCUGUGUGUGAUACUCAAUUACUCACAGCUUUUGAGCAAUUGAAAGAAAUGAGAUCUCAGCAAUUAAAUGCCCAUGCCAAUUGUGAUCAGGAGAAGGACAAUUUGCAGAAAAAGGAAAAACGUCUCGAACAAUUACAAAUGUCUGUCGCUCAAUAUCGUGAUCGAGAAGAGUUGCUCCAAAAAUGCAAAGUUUUUACUGCGAAAAAACUUUGGAUAAUGGUUAAAACCGGAGAAGAUAAAUAUAAACAAUACGAAAUUGAUAUGAAAACUCUCAAAGCUAAUUACGAGAAAUCGGAAAAAACUUAUAAAAUGCAUGUUCGAGCUUCGGAUCAAAUUAUAAAGAAAACUUCAAAAUUUCGAGAACAAAGUUUGCAGAUGACAAAUCAAUUGAUGCAAUCGACGACUAAAAAAACCGAAUUGGAGACACAACUGUCAAAUAUUAAACGGGGUAUAAGGGAAAAGCUAAUGGAUAUGGAAAGAAAUAUACGAUUGGCUACAAAAAAUGUAGAUGAAGUCAAGAAAAUUGCAAAUCUAAUCAGCACAAAGGAAUACGAGUUGGAGCAGUUUAAUGAAAUUAAACCGGAUUUAUUGGACGAUUUGGAAAAUCGUAAAACCAAAAUAAUAAGCACACGUCAGAUUGCAAUUGGCCAUUAUAAUAAACGUAAAGAACUGGAAUCAACGAUUAAUGAGGAAAAGAUACCAGAAAUUUCAGCACUGCGAAAUAAAAUCGAACGCCUACAGAAUGUGAAAAGUCAAAAGCAAGAAGAGAUUAGUCGUAAGAAUCCAAAUUUGUUUAAGGCUAUGAACUGGUUAGCCCAAAAUAGGCAACAAUACAAUUGCACUGUGUAUGAUCCAAUGAUUUUGGAACUAAACAUGGCCAACGAUGAUGAGGCAAAGUAUUUGGAGAAUGUGAUACCAUAUCGUGAUUUGUAUGCCUUCAGCUGUGAGGACAAAAGUGUCAUGUCCCAAUUGAUAAACGAAUUGUGCGUUAAACAGAAGUUAUCAGUUAAUAUUAUAUAUUGUGAACCAGUGAAAGUCUGUUCAUUCAAGCCUACUGUACCCUUGGAUAAGCUGCGUCACAUGGGUUUCCAUGGGUAUUUAGUAGACAAGGUUUCUGGACCAGCAGCGAUUUUAAACAAACUCUGUUCAACGUAUCGCAUACAUAAUAUACCAAUUGGUGGUGAAGAAGUUGCCAAUUUCACCUCCAUGGUUCCCAAAUCAAUACGCGUCUAUUUUGGAGGGAAUAAACGAUUUAGCGUAACGACCUCAAGAUAUUCGGACAAUACGAUUAUCUCCGAACAAGUUAUCUCUGGCAAAAACCUUCUUAUGUCUGUGGAUUCCAAACAGUUGAGUGCCCUUCAGAAGAGAUAUAAGGAGGUGGUAUUCGAGCAGGACUCGAUGAAGAAUAAGUUAAGCACAUCUGAUCGAGAAUUCGAACGUCUGCAAUUGAUUUUACGUGAGGAGGGCGAGGGCAAAAAGAAAAUCGAACAAAAGCUUUUGCAUUUCAAGAAUCUUGAGAGCGAAGUGCAAGGAUUAAAAAGGAAAUCCAAUGAUCUAGAGAAAUCAGUCACAUCAAAGGGUGAACUAAAAUCUAGAUUUCGAAAAUAUCUAAUAAUAGAAACCAAAAAGAUGUUGGACCUUGAAUCCAAACUAAUAGACAAACUGAAAAUUAUUAAGGGCCAGCAACUUGAAAAGAAAAUUAUCCAAACCAAGGAAACUGUUCACAAAAUGCAGCAUGAAAAUCAAGCAGAAACCCUAAAGGAGAGCGAAGAUUGCCUGCGAAAGGCCAGAAGUUCUGUCGAAAAGCUUAUGAACUCCGUUGAAGCACAAAAGCGGGAAAUUGAGAGAAAAAUGAACGAGAUCGGCGAAUUGUGUAAUGGUAAAAUUCCAACUAAUAGGGAUUUUCCCUUUAAACAACAAUUUAACGAAAUGCAAGACUUCGAUUUGGAGCAAGUUAGUGAAGCGAUGCAUGAUAUUGAGGCAAGAUUGGAGUGUAUGAAGAGUAUAAACGCUGAGACUAUCACUCAGUAUGAGCAACUGCAGGCCGAGGUUAAUCAGCUGAAGGAAAAAAUUUAUGCUUCUGCAAACCAGGGCAAAACAGUUGAAAGCCGAAUGAAUGUCAUCUACGAUCAAUGGGAGCCCAAACUAUUGAACCUAAUCGAUGGCAUUAGCUCGAAAUUUAGCGAUUUUAUGGAAUCUAUAGACUAUGUUGGAGAAGUUGUCCUAACUAAAGCGGAUAAAUAUGAUUUUGGCUCGUAUGGCAUACAAAUUAUGGUCCAGUACAGAAAAGAUGCUCAACUGCAAAUGUUGGAUAAAUAUGUUCAAUCUGGCGGCGAACGCGCUGUGGCUAUUGCCAUUUACUCAUUGUCCUUGCAACAUAUUACCCAUGUGCCAUUUAGAUGCGUCGAUGAAAUAAAUCAAGGCAUGGACUCUACAAAUGAACGUCGUAUUUUUGAUCUACUCCUUAAAGAAGCUACCAAAGAGGGCUCCUCUCAAUAUAUAUUUGUUACACCAAAGUUACUCCGUGAUUUAAACUACAAUGAUCGUUUGUGUGUAUCAAUCGUCCAUAAUUCCAAGACUAUUCAGAUCGGUACCUCGUUUCCGUUGAGUUGAAACUAAUUUGCAUUACAAAACUGACUUGGAGCAUUAAACUUUAUUUUUAUUUUUAGUUCUUUACUGUUGAAUUUGUAAACAUUGUCGUUUGGUGUAUUUGCUUUCUUAUUUUAGGGUAACUUUAUAGAUACCAAAUUAUGUUCAAAUUGUCGAGAAUAAAUCAACACAAAUAAGAUAAAA
This is a messenger RNA of Drosophila willistoni, 3423 nucleotides long. RefSeq names its product structural maintenance of chromosomes protein 5 (gene SMC5). The transcript is spliced from 10 exons. Bases 148 to 3243 code for a protein of 1031 amino acids. Gene Ontology annotation, molecular function: ATP binding; ATP hydrolysis activity. The record is from RefSeq and is a predicted model, not a curated record. NCBI's taxonomy places the organism in Eukaryota, Metazoa, Arthropoda, Insecta, Diptera, Drosophilidae. Gene Ontology annotation, cellular component: Smc5-Smc6 complex. Gene Ontology annotation, biological process: double-strand break repair via homologous recombination.